ACGGUAUAUCGGGUCGCAUUGACGACAAAAUAAACAAUUUCGCUUUUUAGUUUGGAUUUUGGGACAAAUUUUGCUUACAGCCUUCAGUAGAAUUGGCCGAACUCAAUCAUUGAAUAAUUUCAAAAUUUAAGGGACCCUCCAUUCUGCUGCAUUGAAUAUAAAACCCUUACUAGCAGAUUAAGACUCCAAACCAUGCCGGGGAAGAAAAAAGGAAAAGGGAAGGGGAAAGGAAAGAAGAAGAAGAGCAAGAAGCCAAAGGGGAUGCUGGAGAAUCCUGCUGAUGUUGUCAAGAGACUCCAGAGGGUCUACAUGGCCCAGUGUCAAACCAAGAACUCUGCUGUCUGUCCUGGUCUGAAGAAGUUCCUCAAAGAUUGCUAUGAGGACAACAGACUUUCAGUCAAGUUCAUUUUGGAGCCAAUACCAGACUUUGAGGACCCAGACUUGACAAAUGUCCAGCUUGACCCGCUUAUUUUAGCCAUCAGAGCCGAAAGAUUCAAGUACAUCAAAGAACUUCAUGUAUGGGACAUCCCUCUGAAGCAUGCAGAUGUUGCCAAUCUUGCUUUAAUGAUGGAGAAAGGCCCCUAUCCCAUCUCAAGGUUAGAGCUCGUCGACUGUAGUAUAGAAUCCUAUGCAGCUGAAAGACUACUCAGGAAUUGUGCAGGGUUAACCAAUAUCACCACUCUCUCCCUGGACUAUAAUGAGAUUGGUGAUAGCGGCUGCAUUGGAAUAUGUAAAGGCUUAAUGAAGAAUGAGACCAUGAUCAGUCUUAGUUUAUGCUACUGUGACCUUGGAGUGCAGAGUGGAACAGCCCUGGGUCAGGUGGUCUCAACAACAGCCAUCAGGGAGGUGUACCUUAAUGGGAAUAACCUGGAAGCCGAAGGGGUGUCUGAAUUGAUAAGACUAGCAGUGGACCACGCCGAGGCAGAGAGCUACCAACGAGCACAGGAAGCUAUCAAGAAAGCUGAUGAAGAAGCUUUAGCUUUACUGGCUGAAAAGGAAAGGAGUCGGGUGAAGACAGCCUUCGAUGACCCCGAGUCAAAACCUUCAUCAGCCAAGAGUUCUAAAGGUGGAAAGAAGAAGAAGAAAAAGGGAAAGAAGAAGAAGAAAUCGAAAGAGCCCCCAGGCCCUCCCCCGAAAGGUCCUCUGAUAUACAAGCUACACUUGGCAGACAAUGGCAUAGACAUGUAUGGGAAAGGAUCGACCUACGCACCUAUCAUAGCAAUGAGAUUGUUUAGAACGCUAGUUGAAAAUUCCUCUUGCCUUCAAGAGCUGGACUUGGACGACAAUCUCAUUGGUGAUUUAGGGGGGAGAGAGAUCAUGGAGGGACUCAGAGCGAGAAAAGAAGCCGGGCUGGAUGGCGUCAAAGUCUCGGUAACUCAUCGGAUGAACGGAGACACGUUCGGAGAAAUCAUGAAACUCGGUUCAGGACUCAGUAAAAAGAAGAAGAAGAAAGGCAAAGGCAAGAAGAAGGUGAGACAUUUUGUUUAUGUUGGGUUCUGA
Molecule: messenger RNA, 1500 nt
Organism: Lytechinus pictus (painted urchin)
Lineage: Eukaryota; Metazoa; Echinodermata; Echinoidea; Temnopleuroida; Toxopneustidae
Exons: 9
Coding region: 193-1500 (435 amino acids)
Molecular function (GO): protein binding; GTPase activator activity
Source: RefSeq, a predicted model, not a curated record